GUUUCAGAUAAUUAUGGUGAUGGUAUUCCGCAAGCUCACUGCGGUACAGUAGAAGGGCCAAGAAGCCAAAAAAGAAAAAGAAAAAAUCCGAAGCCAAAAGAAGGAAUAAGUUCGGCACAGACAGGUACGAGAGAAAGAGAAAGAUGUAAAGCUACUAUCCUAAUUCCUAUCCCCCCCAAAAAAUGGCACUCUUGUCCACUUCUGGUCUCUGUUUUCAACUACUGUAGAAGAGAAAAACCCCCAUUUUCAGCUCCAAUUCAUAAGCUUCGCCUCUUCUCUGUUUUUCCCUUCCAAGAUUAGAGUCUUCCAAAAUUUGUGUUGCAAAUGAUCUGGGUUGGACCCGAACUGGUAACACGCUGGAGAUCAACUGUACAUUGAGAUGUGAAGAAGUAUCUACUUGUGUACAUGUAUUGUGAGUUUUUGGAUAUACGAGAAUAUAUAGGAAUGUGAUUCUAGUACAGCAAUCAUGGACUGAAAUAUCAACUAUAGCAGCAAGAAAUGUAGAAGGUAUCGCGAGAUGCUUCAUAUUGCCAUCGCUAAUAGUAAUUCUAGGCAUUUCAUUUGGAGCUGGUUGAUCAAUUUUUGCAUUUUUUUCAGCCACUUUUUUUUUUCAAUGGCUGAGAACACCAAUUUACUUGCAUUUUCAACUCCUAAAUUUAGAAUAUUCAUUCGCUUUUGUUUUGAUGAAUUGUUUCUUUGGUGUUGUCAUAAGGGGUUUAAAAUCUAAGGAAUUCUCAUUUAAAUUGUGCUGAUUUUGAUGACUAUGGUCAUCUUCUCUUCAGGCACCUUAAUUAGUUCUGGUGAUUAAGUUUCAGAUCUGGGAUUCGAUAUGUUCAUGUAACUUAAGGAUUGUCUUCACACUACUUUCUGUAUCAAUGGGCAUACAGAAGAUUUGCCAUCGGAGUUCAAGUUCUGAUAAAGUUUCUUGUGUCUUCAAUGGUGAAGUCAAGCUGAUGAGAGAUAACCCAGUCCUGGGAGCAGACUCAGGGAAUGAUUCAGAUGAUUGUGAACUUGCUGAAUUGAACUGUGAGCUUGGCAUGGUGGAAGGCCAGUGGUGCUGCAUACCAUAUGAGCUCUAUGAUCUUCCAGAUUUGAGGGAAAUAUUAUCUCUAGACACAUGGAAUUUGUGUUUAACAGAGGAAGAAAGGUUCCAUCUGUCAGCUUACCUUCCAGACAUGGACCAAGAGACGUUUUGCUUGACUAUGAAGGAACUUUUUGAUGGUAGUGAAAUAUAUUUUGGGAAUCCGUUGGAUAAAUUCUUCAAAAAAUUGAAAGCUGGAUUCUACCCUCCAAAGGUGGCGUGCUUCAGAGAAGGCUUGCAGUUUUUACAAAGGAAACAAUAUUAUCAUUCGCUUAGAGCUUACCAUGACAGGAUGAUACAAAAGUUUAUAGACAUGAGAAGGUUAUGGGAUCAGCGUGAAAUGAGUCCUGGUAUUGAGGAAAAUAUUUUCACUUGGAAAAACAGGAGAAAACAAAAGAGCACCAACACGCUUGAUCUAAAUGAAUCUCCUGAUGACGAUCAUCUGUUAAGUGAGAAGGUCAACUUGGAAUUGAAGGCAACGAAGCUAGUGGAGAGUGAGAAUUCAGCCAAGGACAGGCCACCCUUUCUGUCUGCCAACAGGCCAAAAUUUGCAGCUCCAUACUGCAGACCAAAGGGGGUUCUAAAGAAGAAGGCAUCCGGCAGUGAUUCAUUCCAUAAUUACAAUUCAAAGAUGGUUGUGGCUGACUUCUCAGAACACUAUCGAUCAUUGCCCAAAGGACUGUUGAAAAUAGUACCUAAAGUUCCUUCAGUUCACCUGGAACAAUCAGGCAUUGUGCCAACAGGAGUGCAAUCAAACUUUCCUUCUGGGACUCAUGGCAUACGGGAUUUUAAGUUUUCUCCUUUACCAACUUCUCUAUGCUCUCAGAAUGCAGGUAGCCUGCAUGAAUAUCCAUUUCUAAGGCAAAAGGCUGAUGGUAGCAGAGUUUAUUCUCCUCUGGACCAACCUCAGUUUCUAAUGGAUCCACAGGAAAGUGUUAGGGCAACCAGUAAUCACCCAGAAAGCUCCUCAAGAAAAGUGAAACUGGAAACACCUUCAUCUUUAGAUGACAAUUCUGUUUUAGGAAAACACAAAUUGUUUGGAGUUGAUAUGGGAAGGUUUCUGAAUAAGGAAUGCAAGUCAUCCUUGGAGACAGUGGGUGCAAUGCCGUAUGCCUUUGGUAGUGAAAAUCCGAGGGCAAAUUUGGGCAGAGAAUUUAAUGGCUCUUCCCUGAGAUCCUUGGAAUCAUUCCCAUUUCGUAUCCAAUAUCAGGGAGGGGAGCAGCACAUGACACCCUUAAAAGAAGAGCAUCUCACUAUCCAUCCAAGAAUUCCAGAAGUGGUUCCCACAAUUUCAGAUGUUGGCAAUGGUAAGCAAGAAACGUUAAUGGGUUCUUCUUCACACCAAAAGAAUGGUGAGAGUGAUGUCAGCAUCAGAAAAUUGGAGAAGCUAUCGAGUAAAUCCAUUGUCUCGGAGGCAUUUAAGGAUAAAAAGUUACUGCCAUUGACGUACAAGCGAAGGAAAGUUGUAACUAAGGCCAACUCAUUAAACUUUGGCAAGUCACUAACAGCAGCUGCUGAUUUGAAGUCUGCAAUUCCAAAAGAAUCAAAUCAAGAUUUUAGGGAAGGUGUGAAAACUGUGAAGAUAAAAUUAAUGGGAUUGAAAGAUAUGCCCUUGGACAAGGAACCUGAAACAGCACUUCAUGGACUAAAGUAGGUACUUCCUAGUAAUAUCAAUUUUCUUUGUGGUUUCCACAAAAUUACUCUGUAGUAUAUGCUUUCUAAGAUGUGUAAAUCGAAGUAUAGUGCAAAAAGAAAGUUCCCAUCGUCGUGAUAA
Messenger RNA from Populus nigra (black poplar), 2855 nucleotides. RefSeq lists its product as uncharacterized. Gene Ontology annotation, cellular component: Ino80 complex. The coding region runs from base 876 to 2735 and encodes 619 amino acids. The transcript is spliced from 2 exons. The record is from RefSeq and is a predicted model, not a curated record. Lineage: Eukaryota; Viridiplantae; Streptophyta; Magnoliopsida; Malpighiales; Salicaceae.